AUGCAAGACACCAAAGUGCCGGCUCAGCAAGGAUUCUCGUCCUCUUCACCACACCCUAAUCCGCCUCCCUCACUGUACAGACAUACGUUCUUCUCAUCCCAAGGCGCCGCAGCGCGGAAAGCGCUUAUUCCUGGACUUGUCCUCCCGCUGGUUUACAAUGCGAUUUUAUUAUGGGCGUGCAUAUCAUUGUUCUUUGGAUCACUGGUUCAGAACAACGACGUGAGCAAGAUAAGCGUCUCUGCCAUCAACCUAGACGAUGGGUUAUUUGGGGAAGGGAUGAUGAGCGGUAUACGAGAAGUUCUAGAUAGCCCGGGAAGGCAUCUACAAUGGAGCUUCAGCUACGAGAAGACGGAUCCAGUCGCCAGCGAUACUUGGGGUAGAAAUCUGGUACUGGACGAGGCAGUCUGGGCCGUGUUGCAAAUCAAUGCUAAUGCAUCAUUGAACUUGCAACAAGCUUUGGCGACAGGAGAUGCAGGAUACGAUCCGUCGUCUGCGAUAACAUUGUACUUUGCAUCGGCAAGGAACCAGGUCACCACGCUCUCGGCGACUGUACCAGCUGUCAUGAGUCUCGUCAACCCAAUCCUUGCCAGGCUCGCCGCUGUUUCCACCGCUGAGUUCUUGAAGAAGAUGGCUAGUGAUAAGACAGCGCUUUUGACCAGUCUCCAGUGUGCACAAUGUCUUGCUUCGCCUUUUGCAGUCAGGCAGAUCGACCUGAUACCAUUUUCUUCGCCUGUGGCAUUUGGAACGUUGAACACUGGGCUUAUCUUCCUUCUAACCUUCACUUUCAACAUCUUCACCGUCCUCCGCGCAUCCGCAGCCAUCCACGGGUCUGUCUUCACGCUCCGCACGCAGCUCUACAUGCGCAGCAUCUCUUCACUAUCAGCGUACCUCUUUCUCAGCCUCAUGUACACGCUUGGCAUCCUAGCCUUUGGUAUCCCUUUGACUGGUCACUACACCACUCCCGGAAGCGGAUUCAUGGCGCUGUGGAUGCUGAAUUGGUGUACAAUGGGCGCGUGCGGACUGAUCAUGGAAGCGGUGUUCACCGUUAUGGGGAUGCCAUGGGCGCCUUUUGGAUUGAACAUCUGGUUGAUUGCGAAUGCCAGUGCGAGUUUUACUAGCUUUGAGCUUAUGGUUGGGUUCUAUAAGUAUGGGUAUGCGAUGCCUUUCUAUCAUUGCAUUCAAGCUACCAAGUCUAUUGUGUUUGGCACAAGAACUCAUUUUGGUCUCAACUAUGGCGUUCUUGUUUCGUGGAUGGUACUAGGCUGGUGUGGUAUGUGUCUGAGUACAGCAUGGCGUAUCACAAUGGGGAAAAGGACUGGUAUCCAUCGAGUACCAUAG
Molecule: messenger RNA, 1338 nt
Organism: Alternaria atra
Lineage: Eukaryota; Fungi; Ascomycota; Dothideomycetes; Pleosporales; Pleosporaceae
Exons: 3
Coding region: 1-1338 (445 amino acids)
Cellular component (GO): membrane
Source: RefSeq, a predicted model, not a curated record